Messenger RNA from Venustampulla echinocandica, 429 nucleotides. RefSeq lists its product as uncharacterized. Bases 1 to 429 code for a protein of 142 amino acids. The transcript has a single exon. The record is from RefSeq and is a predicted model, not a curated record. Lineage: Eukaryota; Fungi; Ascomycota; Leotiomycetes; Helotiales; Pleuroascaceae.
AUGGGCACAGGGAGAACAUUCGCCCACCUUAUUGGCUUCCACUGCCACAAAGGAGGCUACGAUGCAUCUUUCUGGCUUGAAGGCAAGCUCAAUGUCUGGACUAAUGACCCCGCGCGCUCAUUAUAUCCCGGUGAUUUUGCCAGUGUACCACCUGAUAUCGCAAGCAUUCGUCCUAUCCCAAGGCCAUGUUUGAUUGAGUAUUUGGUGCAGCGAGCUGGGAGUGGAGAUGAAAGCAGGGAACGAUCCACCAAUAUCAAAUCGAUUCAUAAUCACACAGGGUUUAUCGGUCUGAUAAUUCUAGGCGGCUGGGACGGAUGCUUCCGCUUUAUCAGCGAGUCAUAUUUUGAGCCUCCCUUGCCUACCGCAGACCAUCGAAGUCCCGUUCAAAGUUUUGAUUCCUCGGCUUGUGACAGCCACCAGGAAAUUUGA